This is a messenger RNA of Camellia sinensis, 318 nucleotides long. The record is from RefSeq and is a predicted model, not a curated record. NCBI's taxonomy places the organism in Eukaryota, Viridiplantae, Streptophyta, Magnoliopsida, Ericales, Theaceae.
GAACGCGUUUCCAACAUUGCUUACAAUAUUGUAAAUGGCAUCUGCUCUCCUGUAAGAGACCCAUCUGCCCCUGUAUACAUAACCAUUGGCGAUGGUGGAAAUCUUGAAGGCUUAGCAACCAAUAUGACGGAGCCACAACCAACAUACUCAGCUUUUCGCGAAGCUAGUUUUGGUCAUGCCAUUUUUGAUAUCAAGAACCGGACACAUGCGUAUUAUAGUUGGCAUCGUAAUCAAGAUGGGUAUGCUGUUGAAGCUGAUUCUUUAUGGUUUUUCAACCGAUUUUGGCAUCCAGUCGAUGAUUCUACAAGCACCCAAUGA